Messenger RNA from Amphimedon queenslandica, 699 nucleotides. RefSeq lists its product as uncharacterized. Lineage: Eukaryota; Metazoa; Porifera; Demospongiae; Haplosclerida; Niphatidae. The transcript is spliced from 4 exons. Bases 19 to 699 code for a protein of 226 amino acids. The record is from RefSeq and is a predicted model, not a curated record.
AACAAAGGCUGGCUUAUCAUGGCGGAGGAGCUGGGGAGCUUUAGUACGUCCUCCUGGUCCGAAUGGGAAGGCAUUGAUAUCGAGACUCAAGGUAAGGAAAGCCCAGGGGAAGAUCCUUUCGAAAAUGAGACGACUGGUGAGCAGGCUGACCCGUCUACUGAUUGGGCAUCGUUCAGUGACCCGCCACUGGAAUCAAACGCACCUCUUCCUACACCCGCUAGUCAUAGUAAAACGGUAGAAACUGUCUUUAAAACCUGUUUUGAGGUCCCUCUCGAGUCUAAUGAAGAUACGACAACACUCAGUAGAGUGGGGCCACUUGCCGUUGAAACAAAGUUUUUACAAAGACUUCAUAAAUCGACAGUGUCUCUUUCUUUAUCCAGUUGGUCUCAUUCACUUGUUAAGGAUCAGCUCUUACUCACUCUGCUUGCUCACGAUGAGGAUUGUCAGACAGCAAGUGAACAAAGUACCUCUAUAGAUCUAGAACUCUCGGGAUUCUCACCUUUUGAUUGGACGCAGGAUGACGGAGAUGAAGAGAAAGGGGACAGCGAUAGUGAGGGUGUGUCUUUUUCUCCUGAUCUCAUGCAAGGAUUAUUCAGACAGUGUAAUGGAGGGAUUGAUAGUCCAGUAGAGUUUGAAUACGAUCACGACAAAAAUGAUCAUGAUGAUGUCAGUGUUACUAUUUAUAGUUUGCUAGUAUAA